AAACGUUAGAAGCCUCCCUAAUUUCGGCACAAAGGCGAUGCACCAGCCCAUAGCACGGUAUUCUUUAUGAGUCCGCUAGAUCACGAUGUCACGAUCCGAUCACAGAUACUAAAGAGGAAGCAUAGGAACAACAUUUGUACUGGUUCUCGACUGUCCGGCAGCUCUUCUCAAAGCCGUGAGCGACGUGUCUACGCAGUCUACAUAAGGGACAUGCCCCAAAGCAUCGAUUUCCCACGCAAUACUCCCGCGUGGCAUUGUUCCCUGAGCCUCCAGCAUUACCACCACCGUCCGCUGCAGCGCAUUCUCGCCGAUAUUCACAUACUUCAUCUACUUCCCGUUCGGCUUGACCUCAAACGUCUUCGAACCCUUCUGAUGUCCGUCGCUGCCAGCCCCUUUGAUUCCGAAAUCACACUUAAGGGAUUGCGUAUGUCGCCCCCUUGGGCACGGCCGUAUUACAACUAUGAUAAGUUUCCGUUACGAUCUCGCAGAACAAAGGGCAUGGCAGCGAUAAGACCUUUUCCAGAAAUAGACGCCCGAUAAUAGUACUAAUGACGGCAGUGACUUUCGUU
This is a messenger RNA of Trematosphaeria pertusa, 569 nucleotides long. RefSeq lists its product as uncharacterized. The record is from RefSeq and is a predicted model, not a curated record. NCBI's taxonomy places the organism in Eukaryota, Fungi, Ascomycota, Dothideomycetes, Pleosporales, Trematosphaeriaceae. Bases 67 to 540 code for a protein of 157 amino acids. The transcript has a single exon.